CGGCCACUGCCAACAACCACUCCACUUUCUUUGCUCCUGCAUUGCUCUAUAUAUCAGCAAUUGUUCUGUGUGUGAUCUGUGUCUGAGAGCAGCUACUAUUCAGGUGAUCGAGGUGAGUAGGUAACAAGCAGCUGCUAGUGGUUCAGUGCGAGGGAGAUCGAGCAGCAAUGGCGCAGGGAAGAGGCAGUGGCGGCUCUGUGGUGGCCCUUGCGGCGGCGGCGCUGCUCCUCUGCGUGCUCCUUCAGGCCCAGGUGGCCGAGUCGGCCGUGUUCACCGUCGGCGACCGCGGCGGAUGGACCUUCAACUCCAACACCUGGACCAACGGCAAGCGCUUCAAGGCCGGGGACGUCCUAGUGUUCAAGUACGACUCGUCGGCGCACAACGUGGCGUCGGUGAACGCGGCGGGGUACAAGGGCUGCGCCGCUCCCCGGGGCGCCAGGACGUACACGUCCGGCAACGACCGCGUCACCCUCGCCCGCGGCACCAACUACUUCAUCUGCAGCAUCCCCGGGCACUGCCAGGCCGGCAUGAAGAUCGCAGUCACCGCCGCCUGACGGAUAUCAUCUGCUACUUGCAUUGCUUCCAUCCUAGCUACCUCAUGAUCGAUUAAAAUACAUACAUAUACAUGCAUAAAUAAAGCAAGGUUGGUUGGUUCAGAGUUGCUUGUGCUCCAUUGUCGUCAACAGCUACAUGUACUGUAGUGCUUGUGUGUGAUUGAUGCCACUUCCAUGUCGAUAUGAUAUGGUGUUGAGGAUGUGUUUAGUCUGAUCGUGUAAAGUAGCAAGAGAAUGUGUGUGUGAUUAUUGCUAAGUGCA
Setaria italica (foxtail millet) is the source of this 815-nucleotide messenger RNA. RefSeq names its product chemocyanin. NCBI's taxonomy places the organism in Eukaryota, Viridiplantae, Streptophyta, Magnoliopsida, Poales, Poaceae. Bases 168 to 554 code for a protein of 128 amino acids. Gene Ontology annotation, molecular function: electron transfer activity. The record is from RefSeq and is a predicted model, not a curated record. Gene Ontology annotation, cellular component: plasma membrane. The transcript is spliced from 2 exons.